GGUGGCGCUGCAGUCGGGAGUCAAGUUCCCUCUAUUGGCGAGAAAAUUCGGUUCGAUUAGUCAGUACGUUUCUGGCUGUCGGUCCAUCGGGUCCGCAGCGCUGUGUUCAAACCAGUCACGUUUUUCUUUUUUUUUAUUUGCUGGAAGAGCACACGAACGAAAUUUCAUCUGCUUCAUUGACUGUUUUCUAUUUUUUUUUUUACAAGACUUGAAAUUUUUUUAAAAUAUUCGAAUGUUUUCUUAUUAUUGAGAAAUAUUCGUUUUUGUUUCGUUACGAAAUAUCUUCUAGACUUGUUCUGAAUUUGUUUUCAUCAAUGUUUGAUUUUAUCUCGUGAGGCGAAGAAUUUGUUAUCGAAAAGCGACAGACAUAAUACGAAAGAAGAAAAACGUGUCAUGCUGUUGCUGCCCUGCGUCGAGUUGUUGCUGACCGACUGAAUUUCUCUCAGUAAGGUUUCGCUCAGCACCAGGAGUUGUUUGAUUCUCUGCCGUGUCCAAUCGGAUCAGAGUUGAACAAGUGGAGGAGGAGGCGAUGAGCAGCUGGAUGAGGAGGUAGAGGAGGAGGAGAGUCGUAAAAAUAUCCUCCCAAAAAGAGGAACCCAUCACCACCACUACCAGCAGUCGUCCAGCAGCCACUCGAGUGUGAAGGAAGGACGCCGAAAUUCUUGGCCAAGAAGAAGGAAGAAUGAAGACUCGGACCAUCGUUUGGACUUUAUGGGCGAUGGCCGUCUUUUACGGCAUCGUCAACUGCCAAGCCGUCGAUGAAGGUGAACGCCGACCAGGAAGAAAACGCAAUCGAGGCAGCGGAUCCGGUAGCGUCGGUGGCGGUGGUGGCCCCGGUGUUUCGGCUUUUCGUCCUGAUCACAGUGGCGGCGACGGUCGUAACUUACCUCUGCCCGUCGACCCGCUCUUUACCGACCAGCGUGAAAUCCGGCUCUCCUUCAUGAAGGAGCGAUUGUGGAGCCCCGGUGGGCCAGCGGAAUCUUCUUCCAGGAAGAAGACGACGACGACUGGGAGUCACAACAACAAGAAGAAGCCGUCCAAGUCUGGUGGUGGUGGUGGCGGUGGUGGCCAGUCAUCGGAUAAUUACUCUGCUGGCUCGAGAAAGUCCGGCCCAUCUCCAGCGAACGGCAAGAAGCCCAACAUCAUCUUGAUAGUGACAGACGACCAGGACGUUGAACUCGGCUCGCUCGAGUACAUGCCCAAAACGCGAGCCAUUCUCAAGGAGGGCGGGGCGUUCUUCCCAAACUCUUUCGUGUCGACGCCCAUGUGCUGUCCGUCAAGGAGUUCUAUGCUCACCGGUUUAUUCGUCCACAAUCACGGAGUCCUAACAAACAACGAGAAUUGCUCAUCAGCCUAUUGGCAAGCGGAGCACGAGCCGAGGACGUUUGGCGCUUACUUGGCCAGCGCUGGAUAUCGGACGGGCUAUUUUGGUAAAUACCUCAACAAAUACAACGGCAGUUACGUCCCGCCUGGAUGGAGAGUCUGGGCCGGUCAAGUCAUGAAUUCACGAUACUACAACUACACCAUCAACUUCAACGGACAAAAGAUUAAACACGGCGCCGACUACCAGACGGAUUAUUACCCGGAUUUGAUCACGAACGAUUCGAUUAGUUUCCUUCGCGAGUCUAAGCAGCACUACGACCACCAGCCGUUCCAUUUGGUGAUGAGUUUCCCGUCGCCGCACGGCCCCGAGGACUCUGCUCCGCAAUAUUCGGACAUGUUUUUCAACGUGACGCGACACCGGACGCCCAGCUACGAUUUCGCCCCCAAUCCGGACAAGCAGUGGAUUUUGCGUUGGCUGGGCAAAAUGAAGCCAGUCCAUCAUCGUUUUACGGAUUUGCUCAUGACAAAACGGCUCCAGACGCUGCAGAGCGUCGACGAAGCUGUCGAGAAAAUCUUUAGCGAAUUGGUGGCUCUCGGCCAACUGGAAAAUACCUACAUCUUUUACACGUCCGAUCACGGCUAUCAUCUCGGACAGUUUGGACUGAUCAAAGGCAAGUCGUUCCCGUUCGAGUCUGACAUUCGAGUGCCAUUUUUGGUGCGCGGUCCGGGCGUCGGACGCGGUCGGGUGGUCCAGAGUCUGAUUGGCAACGUGGAUCUGGCGCCGACGUUUUUGGAGAUUGCCGGCGUUCCCGUGCCACCGCACAUGGACGGCGCCUCCAUUUUCCGUUUCUUUCAGAAGGAGAAGGUCAAAAGCCGGGCGCCCUGGAGGGACACGUACUUGAUCGAGCGAGGCAAAAUGCCACCCGCGCACUUUCCAAAACUCAACGUCGUCGAAGAUGUUCCUAAUAACAAUGAAGGAGCUGAAGGCGACGAUGCUGACGGAGUGUCGGUCGAGUACACACCGCCCAGGGGCAAAUUCGAACGCUGGGCCGUCGAGUGCCGCAAGCCGCAAUACCAGAGCCCGUGCAGUGGCUUCCAAAAAUACGAGUGCCUCUUUGUGGACGAGCGCUGGCGGAUGAAAAAGUGCCGGCCCACCGUUCACAAAGUGGCCAAGAAGAAAUGGUGCCAAUGCAAGGCCCUCUCCAAGUAUCGGCUCAGCAAAUUGGAGCCGGAAGAGAGGAGGAUGCAAAGGGCCUUUCUCAAGGAGCACACGCGGCACGUGGAUUGGCGCGGGUACCGGCCUCGAUUCCUCAAGACGGUGGCCGGCAAGAAGAAAUUCCACAACAGGAAUAACAGCCGCCACAAACGCGAGGAAUCGCCAGUCACGAACGUGUCCACGGAGACGGCGGCCGCAUCCGCGGAAGGCAGUGUGUUACGCGAUGUUGCAGAAGACGAGCUGGAACAGGUCGAACUCAUCAUGGAGGACAUUUCCGAUGAGAUUUCCGAUCUUGAGGCUCUGACGGAAGCGAGAAACGUUUCCAGCAGCACGGAACCCGCAAGCCCGGUCACGAUUGCCCCGUCUACCGUUGCUGGAUUGCAAACCGGUAGCCAGAGUAGCAGUGCACCGCAGCUGAACAACAGCGACGGAAAGCUCAACUGUCAAAUUGUUGGUCAGUCGCGAAUCAAUUGCAGCAGCGAAGUGUACAGCGAUCCGGCUACUUGGCGGCUGAGCCGAGAUUUCCUGGAGCAGCAAAUCCGCAUCUUGCGCGUCCAAUUGGACGAACUCAAAGUCAUCCGCAAGCACCUGCGGGCCAUGCGUCCGGAUAAAUCUCAUGCGGCCAUCAGCAAGAAACGGACGAAUUCGAAAUCCAAAUCGAAAAUUUCGAGUUCUCAGUCGCUGUUUGACUGGUCGUCGCCGCCGAAGCGAACGGCAAUCAACAGCAGUGACACAUCGGACCCAGGGCCCGGCGGAAGAAAACAUCGUCCCAAGAUGCCGCAAGUUGAUGCGGACGACGUUGAAGAAGAAGAAGACGAAGGCGAGUUGAUUGACGAAGAAGAGAUGGAUCAUGAGGACGAAGAUGAAUCGACAGUCGCCGGUCCAGUCGAGAGCACGAUCGAAGUGACCAUCUACGACAAUCGAAAAAUCAAGCCGUCGAAUAACGCCGGACGGAUUGGGAUGUGCCCUUGUGUGGACAUGAAUUGGUCUCCCCGGAGUCGCGAGGCCCGGAACGAGGAGCGUCUGGUGCGUCAGGCGAAUCGCCGCAAGAUCAAGGAGGAGCGACAGAAGCGACGCCAAAAAAAGUUGAGCCGCAAACGGGCCAUGGUCGAGUCUCACAACGGCCAGUGCAACUACGAGAAGAUGAAUUGCUUCAGCCACGACAAGGAUCAUUGGCGGACGGCCCCGUUGUGGAACGACGGCCCCUUCUGCGUCUGCAUGAACGCCAACAACAAUACGUACUGGUGCGUCCGCACGCUCAACACGACCCACAACUCGCUCUACUGCGAAUUCAUCACCGGAUUCGUCACCUACUACGACAUGCGCAUCGACCCCUACCAGCUGCGCAACAUCGCCCACACCUUGUCUGAAAAUCAAUUGGCCUUCUUCCAUCAGACGCUCGAACGGUUGCGCGUCUGCAAAGGAGCCGACUGUUUCGUCAACACUCAUCCCUCCGCCGCCAAAUUACUGGCGGCUAAUGGACCCGCAAAGUCGGAUCCCGAAGAGGGCAAAAACGCCAGUUAUCACCUACAAAGUAGUCACCUGCUCGACAAUGGGAGGUUGGCUAAAGUCAAACCGAGACGUGACGGAUACUGGCGCCGGUCGAAGCGACGAGAAAGGCAGACGCCAGAUGUUGUUGUUGCGUCAUCCAGCGCCGCCGCGUGAUUGAUCUCCGUCGUCCCUCACGGCUUCCCUUUCUUUUUCACUCCGCCUUCCCUCCUCGACAAAGUUCACUAACUACCCCCGAGAGAUUAUUAUAGGACACAGAUGGAUAUAAAAGAGCAGCCAGACUCGGUCAAUGUUUAUAUCCCCCUUCCCCUUUUUUUUUUUGUUUUUAGGAAAAAUUCUUCGCCUUUUUUUAAAAAUCGUUUUGAUUUUGUUAUUUUCGCCGGAUCGUUUAUAUCCCCUAGAUGUUUAUCGUUCGCGGUUUUCUGUAAAACAGAUGAAGGAUUCACAUUCUCAGUCGUGUCCCGACUUUUCGUAUUAGAGCGGGAGCAAAGUGCCAAAACGUCACAUUUUCUUGCCGACGAAUGGGAAUCGGAUCUUGACAAAAUUAUUGACUUCUUUCUCUCCCGUUUCUUUUUUUAAUUAUUAUUCUACACACAAACUUGGAUGUUUUUUCCUUUUUUUUUUGCUUUAUUAAUUUUUUAUUAAAAACUCAGAAAGAAAAACGAGAAAAAAGAAAAAAAAAUGUUGAAUUUUGUUAUCAAGUUUUUUUUUGCCAUCAAAUGUUUUGACUGUGGCCUCGACUUUGACUCGCGGCCACACACGAAAAAUUUCUCGAUAUUUUUUCCCCUCUAUAUUUUCCUUCGUUACGCCCCGUUGUAUUUUGUAUAUAUUACUGAACUGCCAGAGAUGUACUCCCGGAUGUCGUUAGGUGGCUCUACCAUCUGGAAUUUUGUUUUUCAUUUCACGUUGCUUACCUUUUCCGUAUGUGUAUAAACACCCGACAGUUCCACGGCGAGAAACAAGGUGAAAGGAAAAACAACGGAGACGAGCAAUGUCCUAAAUUGCCGUUUCAAAAUUGUUCUAUGGAUUUCUUCUCUUUGGAUGUUAAAAUCUUAAAAAAGGCUGUGUUCAUUAUUUCUGAGCUGGUUUCUGUUGACUAUAAGUGUGUAGCCAUAUUUUUGUGUAUUUGUUGAUUCUCUCUACGUUCAAAUGAUGUGAAUACUCCGUCAUCUCUAUUUGCCAUUUCAAACUGUUCAUUUUUUUGUCGUAAAGUGUUUUUUUUUUAUGUCGUUGAUUAAACACGGAAAAUCACGGAAAAUACAUUGACUAUUUAUUCGCGUUAUGCUGGAAAAAAAACUAUAUUUGAACAUGGGUUUUGAAAAAUGGUUGUCAAUGACCAUUUUGGCAAAUUAAAAAAAAAAACCUGUUACCUUUUCUUCGUCGGCAGUGUGAUUGACGUCGGUCUUUCGGUUGAUUUUCUUACCCGUCCUUAUUACCUGACGGCCAACAGCUGUUCACUGGCGCCCAAUCGUUUGUGCGUCGAUGCGCCAAUCGUGAUGAGGUGGAUUUUGAUCGCUGGUUUAGUCAGGUUUUGUUGCAAGAACUUCGCGUUAAAGAGAAUAACUACCGUAUUCUACGACGAAGGGUGGUCUGGCUGUUGGGUCGUUGGAUUGGUGUUAAACUAUCGGUUGACCUCCGACCCUUGAUUUACGAAACGGUCCUUGGUUUAAUGGAACCCAGCGAAGAUCUUGUCAUUCGACUGUCUGCUGCUGUGACAUUACGAUCAGCUCUGGAUGACUUUGAGUUCAACGCCGAGCAAUUUCUUCCGUUUCUAGAACGCUCUUUCUCAUUGUUAUUCACUCUUUUGAAAGAGACUGAAGAAUGUGAAACCAAAAUGAAUGUGUUAAAUGUGAUGUCGCUUCUCAUCGAAUUACUGGGGAAACAAAUGAAGCCUUUCCUCGGUACGUUGCUGCAACUCCUUCCCGCUUUAUGGGAUGCUUCUGAGAAGCACAAUCUUCUACGUUGCGCUAUUAUUAGCACCCUCGUUCAUGUUGUUAAGGUAAAUUGUUUUUAUUAACUAUGUAUUGGCCUGUUUAAUCACUUUAUUACUAUUAAACAACCAGAGAGUAGGAGGUAAUAGUGAAGAUCUGCUUCAUUGUCUGCUACCAGUUGUUUUCCUUAUUGUUUAGAACUAGGAUCUGAAAAUCUCAUUAUAUGCUGUGAUAUUCUUAUAAUCGUAAUUUUUCACUAGUAGAUGUAACAGGGAUUCCUUAACCUUAUUUCCUAGAUGGUGAAUUUAUUUUAGCGAUGCGGUCGUUUUCCAUGUGUUUCUAUAUGGAAUUUAAUGUCAGAAUAUGUUUCUUUGUGUCUCCCAUCAGUCUAAUAUGGAUUUUAAAAAUUUUUUAAAUGUUCAAGCUGCAAUAUGUAACAAAUCAAUACUAAAUGAGAACUCG
This is a messenger RNA of Daphnia pulex (common water flea), 6441 nucleotides long. RefSeq names its product extracellular sulfatase Sulf-1-like. Gene Ontology annotation, molecular function: glycosaminoglycan binding; N-acetylglucosamine-6-sulfatase activity. Lineage: Eukaryota; Metazoa; Arthropoda; Branchiopoda; Diplostraca; Daphniidae. The transcript has 14 exons. The record is from RefSeq and is a predicted model, not a curated record. Bases 683 to 4204 code for a protein of 1173 amino acids.